This is a messenger RNA of Paralichthys olivaceus (Japanese flounder), 3554 nucleotides long. The record is from RefSeq and is a predicted model, not a curated record. NCBI's taxonomy places the organism in Eukaryota, Metazoa, Chordata, Actinopteri, Pleuronectiformes, Paralichthyidae.
AUGCCGCAGUGUGUCGCUGCCAGUCUGACCGUCUUUGUGAGCAUGAUGGUGGGGGCGUUCCUGUGGGGCGGCCUGGCAGACAAAGUCGGCCGCCGGCGCUGUCUGCUUGUGGCGUUGGCGAUAAACUGCGUCUUCGCCUUCCUGUCUUCCUUCGCCCAAGGCUACGGCCUCUUCCUGUUCUUCAGGCUGCUGUCUGGCGUCGGUAUCGGUGGAACAAUACCCAUCGUGUACACGUACUUCUCCGAGUUUCUUCAAAUGGACAAGAGAGGAGAGCAUCUGUCCUGGCUGUGCAUGUUCUGGAUGAUUGGUGGGAUCUACGCAUCCUUCACGGCCUGGGGCAUCAUCCCCAGAUAUGGCUGGGGCUUCAGUAUGGGCACAGAGUUCCAGUUCCACAGCUGGAGGGUCUUCAUCCUGGUCGCAGCUCUCCCUGCCAUCACCUCUCUGGUCGGACUCACCUUCAUGCCGGAGAGCCCUCGCUUCCUCCUGGAGAACGCCAAACACGACGAGGCGUGGAUGAUCCUGAAGCGAGUUCACGACACCAACUGGAGAGCCAAGGGACAACCGGAGAAAGUCUUUACUGUGACUCACAUCAAGGCUCCUAAAACAGCAGAGGAUGAGUUUAUCGAGAUUCAGAGCGCGACAGGAACGCCUGUGCAGCGAUGGGCAGUGCGCUCGCUAACGCUCUGCAAACUGGUGCUGAAGAACGUGGCGUCUCUCAUGUCGGCAGAGCUGAGGUUAGCUACGCUCUUCAUGGCCGUCAUCUGGUUCUGCAUGGCCUUCAGUUACUAUGGUCUGUCCGUGUGGUUCCCUGACAUGAUCAAACACCUUCAGUACGAGGAAUACAAGUCCAAGAUCAAGGUGGUGCACAGAGAAAGAGUCAAGAACUUUAACUUUCACAACUUGACUUUGGAAAACCAGAUCCAUACAGAAGGAGAAUACAUCAACGACAAGUUCAUCAGUAUAGUGAUGAAGUCAGUGAAGUUUGAGGACUCACUGUUUGAAGACUGUCACUUUGAGGACAUCAGGUCCACAGACACAGUGUUUGAGAACUGCACCAUCCGCUCCACGCUCUUCACCAACACAGAUCUGUGGGAGGAGAAGUUCAUCAACUGCAGGAUGGAGAACUCCACUUUUGAGCACAACAAACAUGGCUGCCACCUGGACAACGGCGCGGAGAACGACGUGCUCAUCUACCUGGUCAGCUUCCUGGGCAGCCUGGCCAUGUUGCCGGGCAACAUCAUCUCGGCGCUCUUCAUGGAGAAGAUCGGCCGAGUGAAGAUUAUAGGUGGCUCCAUGCUGAUUUCGGCCGGCUGCACCUUCUUCCUGUUUCUGAGCUUCAGCCAGGCGGCCAUCAUCGCCCUGCAGUGUCUGUUCUGUGGCGUCAGCGCAGCGGCGUGGAACGGCAUCGAGGUGGUGACGGUGGAGCUCUACCCGGCCUCUAAAAGGGCCACGGCGUUCGGCGUGCUGAACGCUCUGUGCAAACUGGCCGCGGUCCUCGGCAGCUCCAUCUUCGCCAGCUUCGUGGGCGUCACCACGGCCGUCCCCAUCCUCCUGUCCUUCGCUGCGCUGGUGUGCGGCGGCCUGAUGGCGCUAAAGCUGCCCGACACGCGGGAGAAAAUCCUGCAGUGAGGUCGCUGGGAAAUUUGAGCGCUCGACUUCGCAAGCUGUUUUUCAUUCUGCAUUUCGAAGAAAGGCUCACGCCUGUUAGAUGUAAAAAAUGAAAAAAACUAUUUCUGUCUUUAUUUUCAUGUGCACCAUUUUGUUUUUACGAGCUCUGCAGAGGAGGGCGAUGAUCCGCUUUGAGUUUAGAAGUUUAGUUCUUCAUGUUUCAGUGUUAGAAAGUGAAGCUGAUACACUGGAUCAAACUUAAGUAUUAGGGCCAUGUUGAAAAAUUGUUUUUUGACAAGAACAAAGUCGUAAUUUUAUGAAAAUAAAGUUGUGUGACAAUAACACGUAACUUAAUGAGAAUAAAGUCAAAAUAUUACAAGAAUUUAUUUUUACAAAAAUAAAGUUGUAAUAUUACUAGAAAAUAAAAUAAUUUUACAAGUGUAAAGUCAUAGUUUCAUGAGAAUAAAGUAUUAGGAGAAAAAUAAAUAUGUAUAUAAUAUUUAACAAUACAUUUGUAAUGUUACAAGAACGAAGCUGUAAUAUCUCAAGUACGACUUUAUCCUCAGAAUUCCUUUCCUCCGACAUGGCCCUAACACUCCGUUCUACUAAAUCACAUCAUCGAACUCUACGUGUUUUUUUUAUCCACGUGUGACGACAUCGUGAAAUCGCUGAAGUUACAUUUUUCCUCCGCUUUGUGUCGCUCAUACUUGAAAACACGUUUUUUGUUCUCGGCAGCUUCGGCUCCACUCUCAGUGUUUGUCCUGCGUUCUAGAGGAAAUGGAAUCUCAUCAGUGUUCGCCGCCACUCGCUGAACCGAGUAGUCCUCAGCGCUGCAUCGCCCAUAAUUCAAUAAUGUCAUUAGAGUAGAGCUCAUACCUCCACCAGCCGAACAGUCCCCUCUGAUUCAAUCAAGCUGCAUCAGAUCAUAGAUAUUAGACUCCUCAUUUCCCUGAUUGUUAUUCUGUCGAGAUCCACAAAUUAUUUUCCAGGAAAAUAGUCAAAAUGUUUAAAAAAAAAAAAAAAUCUUGGUAAACCGUCAAGUAGUUUUUGUGUAAUCUCACAAAAAGAAAGACGAACAACUUCGGGAAACUUAGCAUGAAGGUAAUUAGAGUCCGCAACUGAAAAUUCACUCCGAUGUCACAUUUCUUAAAUUACUGUCUGAACUUCAAUUUGCUGCAUCUUAUUUCUGGGGAAACUUUUUUUUUUUUUUUUAAAACAGGCAACAACAAAAUCAACUUGAAGUACUAACUACAUGUGUAAUUCCAAUAGCUUUCAAUAGAUGGCGCAUGAUUUCUCUACCGUCAGCCAUUCACCGCAGUUUUUAACAUCUAAUCAAACUAAUGCAGAGAAUUAACGUCGGUGAACGCUGCAGUGGUUUUACUCAUAAUGUGAAACAACCACGUCUUUGUGUAUUGAAGCUCAACAUUUUGUCUCGUGUGCAUGAGUGCGAUCACGGUGCGGGGGAAAGUGCGUCCUCACCCGGCUUCACUUACACUUUAUGAAUCGAAUUCGCUAUUUAGCAAAAUGAGCAAAAGUCUUAUUUCCAAAAGGUAAACUAGACCGAAGAGAAAACGUUUCGGUCUUAUGAAAGAAUCAACUUUUCCCGAGUUUCAUGCAAAACGAAAACCUUACGAACCGUUAAAGAAGUCUCGUGUUGAUAUUAAUGUUUUUCUUUGUGUGAUGUACAGUGUUGGAAACGGCUUCUGAAUAACGUGUCUUUAUUUUCACUCUGUCGUCUGUGUCCGACGUUUCUGUGAAGACGAUGAGACGUGUUCUUGUUCUUGGUUUGAAUGUUUUGUUCUUCAACUCACUGUUUUUCUUUCCGUGAGUGGAGAAAACUAAAAGUUUCUCUCCCGUGUAAGAAGAAGUUUUUGUUUGAUUCAUCUCUGUCUGUCGCUGUGUGCAUCUGUGGCUGUGACAAAUCUGACCAAUAAAAAGUGGGUGGC